CUUAAAGAAAUGGCAGUAAAAUCUCCCACCAGUACUUCUACCGAUAAUAACGUCGAAGUUAAAGAAGAGUUGUCUCAUAUAGUGUAUCUCUUGAAGGUUAUUCAGGAACGCAUUGAAAAAAUUGAAGUUGAUAUUAAAGGGAACUCCGCUAGACCAAAAGAACGGAAAUCUGGGUUGAGGAUGGAAAGGGAACUCAAUCACAAAAAAUCAAAGACAAAUAUUGCGUUUGCCAUUUGGCUACUGGAGAUAUGUUACGUUCCCAGGUCGCUUCGAAGACUAAACUCGGUUUGGAAGCCAAAAAAGUCAUGGAUUCCGGAGGUACCUCAGGCGCAAAAGCUUGAUGCCAUGUUGAAGGAAGAUGGUAAAAAACUUGAUCAUGCUGUUGAAAUGCCAGUGGUAGAACAUAUCACAGAAUUUUCAGGUAAUGGAUUGUCGCUAAUGAAAUUAAAAGAGAAACUUAAACUAAGGGAAGUUUUAUUAUUUAGUCCGCCAAAAAUUCCGGGAAAAGACGAUGUCACUGGUGAACCGUUGAUUCAGCGUUCGGAUGAUAAUGAAGAAACUUUAAAAAAACGGUUGGCCACUUAUCACAAGCAAACCACUCCUGUGGUAGAAUAUUAUAAACAAAAGGGCAUCUGGGCUCCCGUUGACGCUUCUCAAAAUACCAACGUAGUUUGGGCAAGUUUGUUGGCUAUUUUUAACAAGGGAAAGUAA
Acaulospora colombiana is the source of this 711-nucleotide messenger RNA. NCBI's taxonomy places the organism in Eukaryota, Fungi, Glomeromycota, Glomeromycetes, Diversisporales, Acaulosporaceae. The record is from the annotation of a GenBank genome assembly.